Messenger RNA from Dalotia coriaria, 1390 nucleotides. Its product is annotated as casein kinase I-like. The coding region runs from base 135 to 1253 and encodes 372 amino acids. The transcript is spliced from 5 exons. NCBI's taxonomy places the organism in Eukaryota, Metazoa, Arthropoda, Insecta, Coleoptera, Staphylinidae. The record is from RefSeq and is a predicted model, not a curated record. Gene Ontology annotation, biological process: endocytosis; positive regulation of canonical Wnt signaling pathway; peptidyl-serine phosphorylation. Gene Ontology annotation, cellular component: cytoplasm; plasma membrane; nucleus. Gene Ontology annotation, molecular function: ATP binding; protein serine/threonine kinase activity.
CGAUAUAAGCAGCAGCAGCAGCAGCAGUUGUACGUGAGGCUAAAUUUGGGGACGCGCUCCGCCGCCUUCGAUACGGAUCAACAUCGGUGUUGACCAACCUUCACCAUGUACGAAGCCGACCGACGGCUUCUUAAAUGAAUCUGUGUGCAAUGCCUUUUUGGAGAAGUAAAGCGGAUACGCCUAGAAAUAGCUUAUUUUUUCAAUUUACAUUUAAGAACACUCUAAAAAAAUUGAAUAGCAAAUUUACCUUCUCCAAUAAGACAAUCGUACAAAUUCAAAAGAUGGUUGAUGAAAAAGCGUCAUCGAUCAACGCCACCACGUUGAUGGUCGGCGCCAACUAUAAGGUCGGUAAGAAGAUUGGCAGCGGUAACUUCGGCGAGUUGCGCCUCGGCAAGAACAUUUUCACAAACGAACACGUUGCUAUCAAGAUGGAGCCGAUGCGUACCAAGGCGCCGCAGUUGCAUCUGGAGUACCGCUUCUAUAAAAUGCUCGGCGCUAAAGAAGCUUUUUUAGGUGUCCCUAAGAUUUUUCACAUGGGCAUCUGCGGCGGGCGCUACAACGCGUUAGUCAUGGAGUUGCUAGGUCCUAGCCUCGAAGACCUUUUUAACCUAUGCAAUCGCCACUUCCGGCUGAAGACCGUCCUGAUGAUUGCUGACCAGACCUUAGAGCGCAUAGAGUACGUACACAGUCGGAGGUUGAUAUUUCGUGACGUCAAACCGGAAAACUUUCUCAUUGGGCGCAACAAGAAUAAUAAGGAGCGACUGGUCCAUAUCAUCGACUUUGGCCUUGCCAAGGAGUACAUCGACAAAGAUCGUAACAAACACAUUCCGUACCGGGAGCACAAGUCACUGACGGGCACGGCGCGCUAUAUGAGCAUUAAUACUCAUAUGGGCCGCGAGCAGUCGCGUCGAGACGACCUGGAGGCACUCGGCCACAUGUACAUGUACUUCUUGCGCGGCUCACUGCCCUGGCAGGGCCUGAAGGCGGACACGCUGAAAGAGCGCUAUCAGAAAAUCGGCGACACGAAACGCUCGACGCCCAUCGACCUGCUUUGCGAGGGCCACCCGGAGGAGAUGGCCACUUACAUGCGGUAUGUCCGUAAACUGGAUUUUUUCGAAACGCCCGACUAUGAGUACUGUCGCCGUCUCUUUAAGGACUUGUUUGAGCGGCGCGGGUUCAUGGAUGACGGCAUUUUUGAUUGGUCCGGCUUGUACACCAAUAGCGCCAACAACGGCAGUAACACCGACGACUGAAUUAGGACACUAGGCUUAGUGCAUAGCAUGGUCGCAAUAUUUGUGAUAUUACUGAUGGUAUUUCUUGUGGAAAUUUCACAUUCAUUUCAAGGCGACUCGCCGAACGCGUAAUAAAUCGCAUUCGAAAGUCGUGCGCA